AUGAGGUCGUCUCUCGGUCGUUUCCUGCUCGCGGCCGUGGCGCUGCUCCUGUGCUGCGCCACCGCGGCGCGCGCGGCGGUGCUCGGCAUCGACUACGGCUCCGAGUACGUCAAGGUGUCCAUCGUCGCGCCCGGCCGGACGCCCAUAUCGAUCGUCAUCAACGAGAUCUCGAAGCGCAAGUCCACCGCCGCGGUGGCCUUCACCGGCGGCGAUCGAUGGCUCGCCGAGGAGGCCAUGAACUAUAACGCGAGGUACCCCGAGCGCGUCUUCACCCGCCUCAGGGACCUCCUGGGCAAGGACGCGUCCGUGGAAUCGUUCGCGGAAUACCUGGCCAAGUACAAGCUCCCUUACAAGGUCGUCAGAGACGCCGAUCGCGGCACCGCGCGCGUCGUCUCCGAGACGGGCGACGAGUACGCCGUCGAGGAGCUCGUCGCCAUGAUCUUGCAGUACGCCAUGAAGAUCGGCGAGGGCAUGGGCAAGGGCCAGAUCAAGGAUGCCGUCGUCGCCAUCCCCCCGUACUUCGGCCAGACCCACAGGUACUCCCUCUACGACGCCGCCGACGUGGCGGGGUUGAACAUCCUCGCCGAGGUGUCCGACCUUUCGUGUGCCGCGCUCCAGUGGGGCAUCGACAAGGAUUUCAACCAGAAGGGCACGUGGACCAUCAUCUACGACCUCGGGGCCACCUCCGCGGGCGCCGCCCUCGUGCGCUACUCCACGUUCGAGGGCAAGGACGCCGGUAAGAAGAAGCAGCACGGCCAGUUCGAGAUCAAGGCUGUCAAGUGGGACGAAUCCGUGGGUGGCGAGGACAUGGACAUGCUCCUGGUGGACCACUUUCUCGCCGAGUUUGACGCCAAGCAUAAGCCCUCGGUGUCGGCGUUUGACUCUCCCAAGGCGAUCGCCAAGCUCCGCAAGCAGGUUCGCAAGACCAAGGAGAUCCUCAGCGCCAACAAGGAGGCGCCGCUGUCCGUCGAGGGCAUGCACGAGGAUGUCGACUUUCGGUCCACGAUUACGCGGAAGGAUUUCGAGGCUCUCGCGAAGGAGAAGGGGAUCUUCACCCGCGCCGCGGGUCCCCUCAAGGCCAUCGUGGACUCUCUCGCGGACUUUGACAUCACGCUGAAGGACAUCGAGGUCGUCGAGGCCAUCGGCGGCGCCACACGCGUUCCCGGCGUCAAGAAGGCCCUCUCCGAGGCUCUCGACGGCAGAGCUCUGGACUUUCACCUCGACGCCGACGAAGCCGUCGCGAUGGGCGCCGGCCUCUUCGCCGCGAACAUGUCCACCACCUUCCGCAUGCGCAAGUUCGGAGCCGCGGACGCGGCGCCGUACGCGCUGGAGGUUGACCUCGGCAAGGGACCGGAGCACGACCGCAAGACGCUGCUCCCCCUGCACAAGAGGUUUCCCGUGCGAAGGGUCGUAUCCGUGGCCAACGCCACCGAGGAUGCAAAGUUCACCGUGCACCACGCGGACCCAACGCGUCUGCCCCCGGGCAUCGUCGACGCCAAGGUUGCCGAAUUUGCCAUCGCCGGGGUCCCGGACGCGAUGAAGAAGCACGACAAGGUUGGCGACAUCAAGGCGCAUUUCGCCGUGGAUAGCAGCGGCAUCCUCUACCUCGAAAAGGCGGAGUACGUCGUCGAGGUUGUCGACAUGGUCGAGGUUCCAGACGCGCCCCUCCCCGAGGAUGGCGACGCCACCGCGCGGGACCAGCCCGACGCCUCCGCCGACGCCGACGCCGAGGAGAAGGAGAAGGAGGAGCCCAAGGAGGAGCAACCCGACGCCUCCGCCGCCCCGCCCCCGGCGCCGGAGGAGCCCAAGUUUCGCCAGCGCCGGCGCGUCUUCCGCAUCCCCCUGACCGUCACCGAGUCCGGCCGCGCGGUUCCGGCCAUGACGCCGGACGCUGUGAAGAAGAGCAUCGGCGUCCUCAAGGAUCUCGCCGCCAAGGAUGAAGCUAAGCGCGCGCAGGAAGCCGCAAAGUCAAACCUCGAGGCGUACAUCUACUCCAUCCGCGAGAAGGUUUACGAAGACGAGGGUAUCGCCAAGGUGACCGACGAGGCGAUGCGGGAGAAGUUCUCCGGCGAGCUCACCGACGCCGAGGAUUGGAUCUACGACGGCGGAGAGCACGCCACCGCUGUUGAGUUUAACAAUCGCAGGGAUAAGCUGCAGAGCGUCGGCGACGAGUGGAUCCAUCGAGCGAAGGAGCUCACGCGACGCCCCGCCGCGGUGGAGAAGGCGAAGGACUUCAUCGCGACCGCGCGCAAGACGGUCGAGAAGCUCGGCGAAACCAAGCCGUGGAUCGAGGACGACGCCAAGAAGAAGAUGCUCGACGACGUCGACGGCUUUGAGUCUUGGCUCAACGAGAAGGUUGCGCUUCAGGAGAAGAAGAAGGACACGGAAUCCGCAGCCUUCACCGCGGCGGAGGUCACGGUCGAGGCCAAGCCCCUGGAGGCUAAGCUGGUCAGGCUGAAGAAGACCCCCGCGCCCAAGCCGCCGCCGCCGCCACCCGCGCCGGAGAAGGAAGAGACGGAUGCGGAGGCGCCCGCCGCCGCCGAGGGCGACGCCGCCGAGGGCGAGGAUCCCGCGGCUGAGGGUGAGGAGGGUGCCGACGGGGCGACGGCGGAGGAGGGUGCCGACGGUGCCGAGGCGACCGAUGGCGGCGAGGGCGAGGAGCCGUACCACGGCGACGAGCUCAAGAAGUGAGGACAACCCGCUCGCGAUUUAUUCUUUCAAUGCGCGUACAUUCUUUCAGACGUUCAAUCGCGAUGAUCGUCAGUCGACGUGAGGCUUCUCGCGUCGGCAUUACAAGCAAAGGUCAAUAAAACAAACGCGAUAAAG
Micromonas commoda is the source of this 2826-nucleotide messenger RNA. Its product is annotated as heat shock protein 70. Bases 1 to 2691 code for a protein of 896 amino acids. The transcript has 3 exons. The record is from RefSeq and is a predicted model, not a curated record. Gene Ontology annotation, biological process: endoplasmic reticulum unfolded protein response; cellular response to hypoxia; negative regulation of hypoxia-induced intrinsic apoptotic signaling pathway. Gene Ontology annotation, cellular component: endoplasmic reticulum chaperone complex. Gene Ontology annotation, molecular function: ATP binding; ATP-dependent protein folding chaperone. Lineage: Eukaryota; Viridiplantae; Chlorophyta; Mamiellophyceae; Mamiellales; Mamiellaceae.